This is a messenger RNA of Salvia splendens (bonfire salvia), 2721 nucleotides long. Its product is annotated as protein SRG1. The transcript is spliced from 3 exons. Lineage: Eukaryota; Viridiplantae; Streptophyta; Magnoliopsida; Lamiales; Lamiaceae. The record is from RefSeq and is a predicted model, not a curated record. Bases 1621 to 2061 code for a protein of 146 amino acids.
CAAAAAACCAAAUAUUUUAUUCCAUGUAAUAUCAUUUUUAUCAACAUGUGAAACACUUUCACACGUUUGAGGCACAACCAUAGUCCAUAAAAGUAGGAUAUUGGCACAGAAUUUACACAACAUCGAUAAGAAAACACAUAGAUAGGUCAACAUGGGUGAAGCAACAGCUCUUCCGGAACCAGCAGCAAUCAGCUCAACAAAAUAGAAGUUGACGCACCUUUGGCCACAGAAAUCCCAGUCGUUGAUGUUAGCCGACUGGUUUCCUCCAGUGAUGCUGAGCUCCACUCUGCUCUCACCACAUGGGGUUGCUUCCAGGUUGUAGCUUAUUUUCCUUUUAUAUGUAUGCUAUUCAGCACAACAAAAUGAAGCGAUUCUUGACUGCAGGCAGUUAAUCAUGGCAUGCAUAGAAAGCGCCACCCUGGAUGAAGUCCGCUUCCACCUGCCGAUGCUGGAGAAGCAGAAGAGAUACACCAGGAAAUAAUAUUGAAGGUUACAGCAGCUGUCCAUCUGUUGCCAGUAUCCAACAAAUCGAAUGGGGUCUGAUCUCCUGAAGACAGGAUAAAACUCAAAUUUUGGCCUCAGAAUCCAGAAUCUUUCCGAAAAGUAUUGGAAGACUACUAUGCUAAGAUAAGACAAGUGGAAGAGCGACGAGUAAUGAAGAGAGAAUCACUGAGAAAGGAACUGAUGUAAUCAGACAGUACAUUCCAACGUACAACUAUUCAUCUAGAACUACAUGAUAAUACACACUGGAAGCUAGCAUUAAGUCAAAUUAAGGCAUACAUCGUAAGUGAAACAGAAUACAGCUCAAGAGAAGAAAAAUAACAACUACGGAGAUUGCAAGGAUAGAAUCUCUCAUCGAUAAGAUAGUCUGCCAUCUGUACAUAAAUGGAUUCUCUACUCACAUACAGAACAAGGAAAUUGUGAUAUCUGAGGUAAAAAAAAAAUGAAAAAACACAGUAAAUAUGAGCUACAAAUAACCAGCAAGUACUCAUAUUCAUGAUUUGUAAAACUUAUCCAUUUCCAAUCUUUGGACCACACCACAGACUAUGAUGGAUCUUACAGCAUUGUUCAUUAUUAUCACAAGGCACUCACAUACAAGUUUUAAUCAAUAUUGCCAAGCAUAGAUGUGAUCCACAGUUACUGCACAACUUCCAUUUCAAAGUACAACCACAUGAAGGUCCAAAAUCAUGACUUUCCUUAGCUCCAUUUAUCAGGAGGGUCCAACUCCAGCUGAUAAGGUAUUAUGCAAAACAUGGUAAAUGAUAACGAAAGCAACCCAAAAAGAUUACAGACCACCAUAAAGAUACACGAGGCAAGGCAAUGAUAUUGAAGGUUACAGCGGCGAUCCAUCUGUUGCCAGCAUCCAACAAGUCGAAUGGUCUGAUAGGUUGCGUCUUCUAGUCGCUCCAGAUGACGGGAGAAAACUCAAAUAUUGGCCUCAGAAUCCAGAACCUUUCCGGUAUAAAAGAAUUGCAGGUCAUCUACUAAAAUUGAGUUCCGACUACAUAAUUGAUUGAAUCAAGUAACAUUUUCUAUGUACCUGCAGAAAAGUAUUGGAAGACUACUAUGCUAAGAUAAGACUUAACUGAUGAAGACUACUUUCUCAGAAAAAUCACCACCAUGUCUGCACAGUUCAACUACUAUCCGCCAUGUUCAAAACCUGAUCAAGUUAUUGGUCUCCGUCCACACACAGAUGGAACUGUAUUAACUCUUCUCUUGCAGGACAGCCAAGUACGAGGCCUUCAGCUACUUCACGACAAUAAGUGGUUAUCAGUUCCUAUAAUGCCUCAAGCACUGCUCGUUCUGGCAGGAGAUUUGCUCGAGUUAAUGAGUAAUGGAAUAUUCAAAAGUCCUAUGCAUAGAGUUGUUAUAAACUCGGAGGCCGAGAGGAACUCCGUGGCUAUGUUCUUCUCUCCUGAUGUUGCAGAAGAGAUUGAACCACUGGAUCAACUUGUUGAUGAAGACAGACCAAAAAUGUUCAAGAAAGUAACAAACUAUGCUGGGACUUUUUACAACUACCAUCACCAAGGGAAGAGGGCUAUAGAUGCACUAAGAUUAUAGUGUUUUUUCAUCUUCAGUAUACUGUGUGAUGCAGUAUGCAUAAAAAUAAUCAUAUGAUCCAUAAAUAAUGUAAUCAUAAGAUCAAUAAAUAAUAUAAUCAUAUGAUCCAUAAAUAACUACUCAAGAGUCUAGUCUACAUAAUUUGUCAUUGUUCUUCCAACUUUUGACUGGGGUAUUUUGAUCAAUUCAUAUUGCCAAAACCUCACUAAGAAAAAACUUAUAAUUCAAAUAUACGCGACAAACACAUGAAAAUCAAGCAGGACACCCAAAACUAUAUCAUCAGCACCUCGAAGCAUAUUUGGAAGAAGAACAGACUACGAGACGAGUAAAAGCAAAUGGCGAAAGCCCAGAACAUGAUAUAAUGAAGAGAGAAUCACUGGGAAAGGAACUGAUAUAAGCAGACAUUACAUUCCAACGUAGAAUUAUUCAUCUAGAACUACAUGAUAAUAGGCACUGGAGCUAGCAUGAUCCUGAUGAAGCUCACCUGAUACAAUAUCGUAUGUAAGUGAAACAAAAUACAGAUAAAAAGAAGAAAAAAGAACAACUACGGAGAUUGCAAGGAUAGAAUCUCUCAUUGAUAAGUUAGUCUGCCAUCUGUACACAACUGGAUUCUGUUGCUCUAUCACCAGGAUAACAUACAGAACAAGGAAAUGGUGAUAC